Molecule: messenger RNA, 7008 nt
Organism: Jatropha curcas
Lineage: Eukaryota; Viridiplantae; Streptophyta; Magnoliopsida; Malpighiales; Euphorbiaceae
Product: dentin sialophosphoprotein-like protein
Source: RefSeq, a predicted model, not a curated record
AAAUCCUAGCCUCGGACCGAACCUCAGUUUUGGCCCUCUGUUCGUUGAAAAUUUCGCACACUAUUUCGAUCGCUUUAUCUCUCUUUCUGUCCCUCUCUCUCUGUAUGGGUGUGAGCUUAGAGACGGCUCAUUUCUAUUUCUCUUUCUCUUUCUGCAUCUCUCGAUUCAAACCCUAAAUCAUUGAACAAAUUAACAGUGUCGGAAGAUCGGUUUCGAGCUCGAGCGGAGGCGUCAGGGCAAAACUAAUGAGGUCUUGAGUGACAUGACUUGGCAGUUGGAAUAACACCAAAUGAGCAGAAAGGUCUAAAGGUGCCUGUAAUAUAAAAGCGAGUUAUCUAUGCCUGGCAACGAAGUUGGAGAUAGGAUCCACAAUUUCUUUGGCCAGGAGAACUUGUCUCAAGGCCAGCAGCAUUCAGAGGUUGUUGACGGGACCUGGCCAGGUUUGGGUAACAAUCCAUGGGCUGGUAGUCAGAGACAGAUCGGCACAUCUUUUAUUUCUAAUUUAAAAAAUCAGUCUGUACAGCAAUCAGCUGAACCUGAAAGAGGACAUGGAGGACAGUCAUCAAGUGUGCAGCGUGGUUUAAAUUUUUCUCAAUCAAUUCUGAGGCCUGAGUUUGCUAGAAGUCAAUCUCAAAAUCAACAACCAACUUUGAAUGGCUAUUUGCAUGGGAAUCAGGUGUUUCAAACUAGGCAGAAUGAUGCAAACUUUUUGGGAGUGGAUACAGAAUCUGAUCGACGUAAUUUAACACCAAGAGGCUUUUCAAUUCUCAAUGAACAAUUAGGAAGUGGCCCCGAACUUCACAAGAAAAAUUCAGUGAGGAUGGAUUUUAAUGAAUCUCCUGUUAAUUACGAUUUUUUGGGAGGUCAACAGCAAAUGAGUAGUCCGCAUCCUGGCAUGUUGCAAUCUUUGCCAAGGCAGCAGUCAGGGAUUAGAGAUAUGCAGCUACUACAGCAACAAGUAAUGCUUAAGCAGAUGCAAGAAAUUCAAAGGCAACAACAACACCAAAAGCAACAAUUGCAGCAACAAGAAGUAAGGCAGCUGAAUUCUGUAAAUCAGGUUUCCCCUUUUGCAAAACAGGCAACUGGAAGCCAUCCACAGGCUCUGGUCAAUGGCAUUCCCAUUCCGGAUCCAUCUAAUUAUUCGUGGCAGUCUGAGCUUAUGGCAGCUAAUGCAAACUGGCAACAUCGUAGUGCCUCUCAAGCUAUGCAAGGAUCCUCUAGCGGGCUAAUGUUUUCCCCUGAUCAUGGUCAAGCACCACGAUUGAUGGGAAUGAUUCCCCAGCAGGUUGAUCAAUCUCUUUAUGGUGUUCCCAUAUCUGGAACAAAGGUUGCUCGAAGCCAAUAUUCUCCUGUCCAAUUGGACAAGUCUACGAUACAGCAGAUGUCCGGCAGCAGUACUUCCUUUUCAGGUAAUCAGUAUACUGGGUUUGCAGACCAGGCUUGCAUAGAGGAUGGUACUUUGGCUUCUAGACACGGAUAUCAGGGAAAAAACAUGUCUGCUGAUGGUCAAGGCUUAAAUGGUGGAUUCAAUUUGGAGAACUUGCAGCAGGUAGAUCCCCAGCAAAGCAAUGGGUCUGGGCAGGAUUUUAGUAUGAGGCAAGAUCUGGCGGGUCCAGAAACAUCGCAGGAGAAGACAGUGAUGCAGGUCACCCCCUCACAGAAUGUAGCUACCCUAGAUCCAACGGAGGAAAAGAUCUUGUUUGGUUCAGAUGAUAAUUUAUGGGAAGCUUUCGGCAGAGGGACCAACAUAGGUUCAGGAGGUUUUAAUAUGUUAGAUAGCACUGAUUUUUUAGGUGCAUUUCCUUCAGUGCACAGUGGGAGCUGGAGUGCUCUGAUGCAGUCUGCUGUAGCUGAAGCAUCAAGUGCUGAUACGGGGAUGCAAGAAGAGUGGACUGGUCCGACUUUCCGGAGUAAUGAAUCUCCAGCUGGGAAUCAACAGACCCCAACUGUUGGUGAUAGUGGAAAUCAGCAAUCCACUUGGGUUGAUAACAGAUUGCAGUCUGCUUCUACGCCAAAUGCUAGACCCUAUAAAUCUGAUGGCACCAAUUCAAGUAUCAGCUAUAAUAAUAUGCCAGGGAUUAAGCAAUCUGGAGUCAGUACAGCACACGAACAGAGUGAAAGAUCGUAUGCUGCUUUGUCUCAGAGAUUUUUUCAGCCUUUUUCGGGAGAAGGGACCAAGCGGCUGGAUCAGAAUUCUCUGCAAAAGCCAGUUUCUGAAGUUGGUCAUAGUUCUGAAAAGGGUGCUCAUUCGACAGAUGUGGAAUCAAAUGCAAAGAGCUUUUCAGGUCCUUGGACAAAUCAACAGAGCAUGUCCUCACAUAAUACUGGUGGCCAACCAGGCAAUAGACCAAAUGGUUGGAAGUUUGUUGACUCUUUGUCCUCUAGAGCGGGAACUGCUAUGAAGAACCAGGGGAAUGAUAAAAUGUUGCAGGCUUCUCAGAGUAUUGAGAGUAAGAGUCCCAUGUUUGAGGCAAUGGGUUAUGGUGUUGGUUCAUGGAAGUCUGAUUCAGUUUCUAAUUCAAUUGUUGAACUGGAGCAGGGAAAAAAGUCCAUCACAGGUAGCCCACACAUGAGUAGAGAAGAUACCAACCUGAAUAACAUUGCUACGUUACCUGAUACUAGCACUGCCAGGGUUAACCAGGAAAGUGGCCAACAGCUUCCCAAUGGCAGUAAUAUUGAUAUCUGGAAACGUGUUGAUUCUUCAAUUAACUCUAAAAGAUGUGAGUUUCCAGGAAAAUACCAACCUCAUAUGGACAAGAAACAUCAAGACUUUGAGAUGUCGGGAAAUAAUAGUUUGGGCAGUGGGGUAGUUGAAGCUCAUGACUACCAAGACACAAAAGAAAGCAAAAUUGACAGCUUUUGCAAUGCAUCCCACAAUAGUUCCACCAGUGGUGUGAGAGAUGGUGCUUGGCUAGAUGCAAAUGAUUCACUUACUUUGUCCGGGGGAAAACUAAAGUCAUCUGGUCAUACUGGUCGAAAGCCUUCAGGCAUUCGUAAAUUUCAGUAUCAUCCUAUGGGAGAUCUGGAUGCUGAUGUUGAACCUUCAUAUGGUUCAAAACAUGCUGUACAUUCACAGUCCUCGCCAAUGCAGGUUUCUCAAGGGUUAAAAGGUUAUGAUCACGGGGUUAGUGGUCAAUCAAAAUUUCCUACUCAGCUAGCUAGAAAUUCCAUGGAAAUUGAGAAGGCUCGUUUCCCCAGUUUUCAAGGGGAAGCAAAAGGUUUAGAGGAGAUUACUUCGAGAAACAUACUUCCAGGUUCUGCACCUAGUACUUCUACUUCCUUUGACAGGAUUGUUAAUAAUUAUGCAACAAGCAAGACGACACCAUCGAGUCAAAAUAUGCUUGAGCUUCUUCAUAAGGUGGACCAAUCAAGAGAGCAUGGAAAUACAACGCACUUCAGCUCUUCUGACUGCAAUCAGUCCUCUGAGAUGCAUGAUGCCAAAUAUUCUGAUGGACAUGUUCACCUUCAACAAAGUCAGUCUUCUGCUUCUCAAGGUUUUGGCUUACAACUUGCUCCUCCAUCUCAACUCUUGCCCAGCCAAGAUCAUGCCCUUUCAUCUCAGAGUCCUUCGCACACAAAUAACUCUGUCAGUUCAACUCAUGCUACCUCUGAAGUAGGGGACAAGAGUCAUAGAUGGUUGGCUUCCACAUCCUCUGUUCAAGGAUUGCCUCCUUCCCGUGAAACAUCUCAAGGAGAAUUUAGGAAGAGUAAUUCUGGUAUCUCAGGAAAAACUGACAAGAAUGUUCAGGGAAGUUUUUCUGCUGCCUUUUCCCCCGGUUUUCCUUAUCCAAGAAGUCAUUUUCAAAAUCAGCACGUGCAUGAUAUGGGUGGACAGGUGACAACCGGUCAAUCUGUUAAUGCAUAUUUUGAUAGGUUUGCGUAUCAGUCAAAACAGAUGGAGUUUGAGAGAGCUCAAAGUAGCCAGUCGAUACCAGCGCCGGGCAUGUCUAGAAGUAGUUCCCAUAAUGACAUACAUUCCUCUGUUGAGAUGCCCCAGCUGAGUAAUAAUAAUCAAAAUAGUGCAAAAGAUUCUCUGCAGCAGUUCCCUGUUUUGGAAGCUAUGUCAACUCCUCAGCCUUCUAAUAUAUCUGGCCCAUCACAGGAGAAUGCUUCUGCAAAAACUUCACCUACUGUGUGGACCAAUGUUUCAACACAGCAACGUUCAAUCGGUGUGCAGCCUUUUAAGGCUUCUUCAAAUAUGUUUAAGUCCAAUCUUCAAUCAAAUACUGAUUUAGAAACAAAUUCGUCUGGAUCACAGAAGCAAGUGGGUCACAAUGUACAAAUGGUAGGGGAUGGUCCAUCUGAAUCUGGUGCAUGUUCUAUGAAUGCACAUGAUUUUGCUGGGAAAGAACAACCAGCAAAAGGAGACCCAUGCCUACAUGUUUCACCUGAAAAUGACCUUGCACAGAAGAUGUCUGUCUCACAAGGGAAAGAAUCUGUGGCAAAUUGUCUUACAAGCACUUCUGUUGGUAACCCCACUAGUACCCAAAGGGAGAUUGAAGCAUUUGGCCGAUCUUUGAGGCCCAAUAAUACUUUACAUCAAAAUUACUCCUUAAUGCACCAAAUGCAGGACAUGAAAAAUGCGGAUGUUGAUCCGAGUAAUAGGAGUUUGAAGAGAUUUAAAGGUUCUGAUAGUGCUGUGGAUUCUCAGCAGGUAAGCCCCCAAGGAGGACAGCAGCACUAUGGUCACAAUAAUAUGGUCAGAGAAAUGUCACAAAAUCGUGCGUCAAUUCCCCCUGAAGAUGCUAAGAUGCUGAGCUUUUCAGCAAAAUCAACGGAUGUUCGGAAUACAAAUACACCUCAGGAUAUGCUUGCAUUUAAUGAUCCUCAGAAUUUUGCUACCAGCGGCACAGCUUCUGUGAGAGCUGAGCAUUCUCAGAUCAGUCCCCAGAUGGCCCCAUCCUGGUUUGAUCAGUAUGGAUCCUUUAAAAAUGGGCAGAUAUUACCUUUGCAUGAUGCACAGAGAAGUGCCUCUAUGAACACUAUAGAACUUCCUUUUGCUGUUGGAAGGCCUACCGAUAGUUUGAAUGUUCAUGGUCCAGUGGAACAAAAAAAUGCAAUUGCUGCUGGUGCUGGCCAGCAGGGUCUACUGCAAAAAGGUUCAAGCCCCUCUCUAGCAAGUGAGAAUCUCCCUUCCCCACAGUUGAUGCAUCAUGAUGUUGCUGAUGUAACCUUGGCUGCACUGAGACCAAAGAAGCGUAAGACUGCUACAUCAGAACUUGUACCGUGGCAUAAGCAAGUGCUGCAUGGCGUUCAAAGUCUUCAGAAUAUGAGUUUGGCAGAAGUGGACUGGGCUCAUGCAGCAAACCGACUGACUGAGAAGGUGGAAGAUGAAAAUGAAAUGGUAGAGGAUGGAUCACUAGUAUUUAGAUCAAAGAGAAGACUUAUAUUGACCGCACAACUUAUGCAGCUGCUGUUUCAUUCUCCUCCGGCAUCAGUUCUGUCUGCAGAUGCUAUGUCACAUUAUGAGAAUGUUGUUCACUUUCUUUCUCGUUCCACCCUGGGGGAUGCAUGCAGCGCACUCUCUUGUGCUGGAAGUGAUACUCCUGUACCUUCCAGCAGUGGAAACCUCCCACCCGAGAAAUUCAAGACAUCUGAGAGAAUUAGCAAUCAAUACUUCUCAAAAGUUGUGGAAGACCUGAUCAGUAGAGCAAGAAAGUUGGAGAAUGAUAUCUCAAGAUUGGAUAAGAGAGCAUCUGUUCUAGACUUGAGACUGGAAUGCCAAGAGUUAGAGAAGUAUUCUGUUAUCAAUCGUUUUGCCAAGUUCCAUGGACGAAGCCAAGCUGAUGCUGCCGAGACCUCAUUGACCUCCGAUGCACCUUCAAAUGCUCAGAAAUUCUGCCCCCAAAGAUAUGUUACUGCACUUCCAAUGCCUAGGAAUCUCCCUGACAGGGUACAAUGUUUUUCACUUUGAUCAUUAAUUAAUUGAUUUUUAUCUCGUUCUUGGCCAAUUAUCUCUACAUCCCUCAUCACUGGUUCAUUAUUACGACUUAUAUACCGCCACUUGCUCGCCAUAGAACCACAUGGAUGGGAAUAUACGAGGUUUGGAUGCUAGGUUGUCUCCUUAAAAGCAAUGGAGGCUAUUAGAUGUCAUCAGUCUAGGCCAUCAAUGUCAUAUAUUCAUUCUUGAGAGAUUCAUAUACUCUUGUAUACUUUGAAUGAUUAGAGGAAAUUGGGCGCCCCACCAUGUUUUUUCAGUAAAUGGGGGGACAGCAUCUGGCAUUUUGGCUUAGCAAUGAUGUCCACACACAGCUCCAAAUUUAUUAAGUUUGUUGUACUCAAGGCUUCUGAUAAUGGGGUUCUAUGUGUGAAAGAAGGGUUUUACGUUGUACCCUCUUCUUUUCUAGGUAAGGGAUAAGCAAGAGAGAGGACAAAAGAAGGGGAAGAAGAUGGUGGUUAGGAGUGGGGGUCGGAAUUGCUUGGCCCAAAGUCUUAAAUUGCCAGCUUUAGUGCAAUAAUGAUGUUAUUAUAUAUUUGGCCCUUCUAUUUUUUUUGUACAAAUUGGUUAAACUCUCAAAAAUAUUUAUGGAUAUUUUUUUCAAGAAAUUGGGAAACAUGUAAAGAUGGUUAAGUUGCCAAGUUACAGUGCUGUUCAAGAAGUUCCGAUUGGUUUCUCAACAUCUUACUUUUUCUCUUCCUGAUCAUCCACUUGAUCUAACUUCAUUAUGAGUUGGUUUCUGUUUGGAGACUUGGACGCUAUCCUACUUAACUAUGAUCCAUUUAUAAGUUUAAACUUGGACUUGUUGUGGUGUUAGUAUUUUUAGUUUUUGGCUUUUUGUGCAUUUAGAAGAUAAAAAGGUGCAGGAAUGCUUUAUGGUUAUGGUUAUAGUCUUGGACUUUGUGGUAUGGAAGAAUGCAAAAGUUUCUUUAUACUCCAACCUAUUAUGUAAAAUAACAGCAUGGGGAACUUUGCAGAAGCUCUUGUAAGAAAACAGUCGGGUAUAAGGAUAUUUGUAGGCAUUGCAUUCAUAGGAAUUAAUAUAUUUAUUUUAAAGUUUAUUUAGUUUU